Messenger RNA from Dictyostelium discoideum AX4, 3429 nucleotides. RefSeq lists its product as hypothetical. The record is from RefSeq and is a predicted model, not a curated record. The coding region runs from base 1 to 3429 and encodes 1142 amino acids. The transcript has 3 exons. Lineage: Eukaryota; Evosea; Eumycetozoa; Dictyosteliales; Dictyosteliaceae.
AUGGAAAUUAAAUUACAUGAUGGUUAUUCAUUUAUUAUUGAAAAAGAGGUUAGUGCUCUUUUAAAUAGGGAUAUUGAACAUGUAAAGAAGUUUAUUUUUUUUUUAACUAUGAAUAGUCAUUUAUGUCUUUUAAAUGAUGGUCAAUAUAUAAUAAUUAGAAAAGCAUUAAAAAAAUUUAAUUUAAGAGAGUGUGAAUCAAUUAUACAAUUCCCAGAUUAUAUAAAGGCAAACUUUCAAAAGAGUCAAUAUAGAGAUGUUUAUCUAUCAAUCAUUAGAAAUUAUUUUAAAAUUGAUAGUUCAAGAGAUACUCAAUUUAGAACUAUGGCAAUACCACCAAAACCAUAUGCUGCUAAUAGAUUUAUUUUUUCAAAUAUUAAAAGAUUAGUUGAAACAAAUUUAGAAAAUAUUGAUUCUAAUCUUGCAAAAUCAAUUAUUGAAAAUUUAAUGCAAAAUAUUAAAAAUAAUGAAAAAGUAAUUCAAGAAUAUGAAACAACCAAAAAAGAAUCACGUUAUAAAGCUUUCAAUCAUAAUGGUAAAUACUUUUUCCUUUUCAAAGCAAUUUUAAUUUUAAUGCAAAAAAUUGAAGAUAAAGAAAUGUUAAAGAAACAAUAUAGUAAUAGAUUAUUAUUACUUUUCAAUAUAUCAAUGAAUGGAAUAUUAUCAUUCUAUAAUUCAAAUCCAAGAAAAAAGAAUGAAAGAUGGUUUUUCCAUCAUAUAUUUUUAGAAUUCAAACAUAUACAAUCUUUUAUUGAUUUAUUUACAAAUAAAGUUGAUAAUAAUAAUAAUAAUAAUCAAAAUAAUCAAAAUAAUAAUAAUAAUCAAAUAUUAAAUAAAUUAUUAUUAAAGUUAUCAAUACUAUUUACUAAUAGUUCAAGAUAUUAUUUUCAAACAAAAUAUUAUAAUGAAUAUUUAAAUGGUAUAAAUGAAAAUAAAUCAAUAUUCUUUGAGAAAGGAGAACAACAAAGUAAAUUGGUAGAUUUUGAACAUAAAAAAUUUUCGAUAAUCAUAGAGACCUUAUUAAAGAAUUGUAGUUUUCACUUUUACAAAAUUAAAGAAUAUUUAAAAACAUUCAUUAAAAAAGAACCAUGCAUUUCAAUUUUAGGUUUAGAUGUAAAUCAAUUAAUUCCAAUAUUUAAAGUUUAUGAUGAAAUUGGUAAAGUGGCAAAUAAUUUAACAAAAAAUCAAAGAGGUGAAAAUAAAAGUAAUUUCUCGACCAAACACAAAUCAAUCUUAUCAAGAGUUUUAGGAAUGGUUAAAACAAAUAAUUUACAAGUGUUUCAACUCGAUGAUCAAUAUCUUUUAUCAAAAAUUCAUCCAAAAUCUUAUAGAGGUGAAAAAAGAACUCAUAGACUUGCCCUUCAAUAUUUGUAUGAAACAGCAUUUACAAACUUUAAAAAAAGCGAUAAAGUAUUGGAAUCUGGUUUAGAAAAAUUAUUUUCAAAUAUAACUUCAGACAGUGAAUCUAUAAAGUUAAAUUUUUUACUUGGUAAUUGGUCUUUCUUUCAUUUAUCUUUAGAAACUGCUUCAUUUCAUAACUAUAUUUUCAAGAAUAGUCCUAAAUUUGAUCAACUUUCAAUUAAUUUUUCAAAAAGAUCAUAUAUUAAAUUUACUAAUCAAGAUGAUAAUUCAACAACAACAACCAGAGAAUUACCAUUUUAUUUAAUUAAAGAUAUUUUAUUAAUCUGUUUGAAUAAUAAAAAAACCAUACAAUUCUUUAAAUUACAACUUGCUUUGGUUGAUAAGAAGUUCUUUAAAAUCGUUCAAGAGUUUAUGAAUAGUUCACUAUUAGUACCAAUUGAAAUCAGUCAUAAACAUUCAAUUCUAAAAGAUAUUACACCAUAUAGUUUAUUACAACCAAAUUGUAAAUACUUAAAAUAUUCUUCAAAAAAACAAUAUCUUGGUUUUAGUCCUCAAAUUCUUUUACAAAAUAAUCAUUUCAGUUAUAAAUAUAUUGAUAAUUUUGGUUGGAAUUGGGAUGGUAAACUUUUAAAAAUCUUUAGAAAUUUAGAAAUUUUAGAUAUUCAAGGUAUAAUUAGUUCAAAUCAUUUAAAUUAUUUUUAUCAACAACAUCAAAAUAAAUCUCAGAAACAAAAACAAUCAACUACAAAUAUAAAUACAACAAAAACAACAACAACUACUACUAUUACUACUAAUAAUAAUAAUAAUAACAAUAAUAAUAAUAAUAAUAAUAAUAAUAAUAAUAAUAAUAAUAAUAAUAAUAAUAAUAAUAAUAAUAAUAAUAAUAAUAAUAAUAAUAAUAAUAAUAAUAAUAAUAAUAAUAAUAAUAAUAAUACUACUCCAACAUCAAUUAAUGAUAAAACACCUAACAAAACUAAUGACGAUAGUCCAAAAUUAAAAAAACUUAUUUUAAGAACUCUUAAUACAAAUUCAAAUCGUUAUUGUGAAGAAUUAAAACUUUUAGAGAGUGCUGGAGUUGAAGUUGAAUUUCAUUUAUUUAUAAAUCUAUUGGAGAAUGAUCAAGUAGAUAGUGAUUUAAUAGAAAGUUGUGUUGUUAAUAUUGGUCAAUAUAUCUCACAAUCAUUUUAUGAAGAAAUAUUACCAAAGGUUAAAUAUUUGAAAUUAGAAGUUGAAGAAUUCGAUAGAACUGGUGAAUUUCUAACUCAUAAUCAUCUCGAUGAUGUUUAUCCAUAUGAAAACUUUUUAGGUAAUGUUAGAAAAGAUACCAUUCAAGAUUACAGUAGAUUGACCACCGUAGAAUUCAUAAUUAAAUCAUUUUUCUAUCCAAAGAGGGUAUUAAAAUUAAUUGACCAAGUUUCAAUUUCAGUAACCCACAUCAUAUUCAAUUUCUCAAAAAAAAAAAGUUUAUAUGGUUCCGAUAUUUCAGUAGCAUUCGAAAUCCUUUCAAAAGUAAAAGAAUUUAAAAAUAUUUCCAGAGUUUCUUUAAUUGGUAUUUGUGGUUAUCCAAUUAGCUUGAAUAAUAAUUUUCAAACAUUUGAUUUCGAAGAAACUUAUCCAUAUAACAAUACCCAAUUUAUUAAAUCUCAACAAAAAACAAAAGAUAUUGCCACUGAUUCAAAAAAUCUUGAAAAUAGUAAUGAGAUUGAUCAAGAUAAUGAAAGUAACGAGUCUGAAAUUUCUUUUUAUCUCUCUUCAGACUAUGAUGAAGUUGGUGAUGAAGAUGAAGAUGAUGACGACGAUUAUGAAAAUGGUAAUGAUGAUGAUGAUGAUGAUGACGAUAUUCACGUUAGAAAUUGUCCCCACCACAGAAACUUAAAACAUCACUGCCAUGACGAAGAUGAAGACGAAGACAAUGAAGACGACGAAGAUGAAGACGAUGACGAAGACGAUGAAGAAGAAGACGAAGACUAUGAUGGCGAUUCAAAUGGCGAUUCUGAUGGUGGCUCAAAUACAGUUGAAGAUUCAGAUUUUCUCAAUUUCUUAAUUCGUCAAAAACUCACAAAAAAAUAA